Messenger RNA from Aethina tumida (small hive beetle), 1530 nucleotides. RefSeq lists its product as uncharacterized. The coding region runs from base 347 to 1174 and encodes 275 amino acids. The record is from RefSeq and is a predicted model, not a curated record. Lineage: Eukaryota; Metazoa; Arthropoda; Insecta; Coleoptera; Nitidulidae. The transcript has 5 exons.
CACGGAACUGAGGCGGCAUCGCAGUCGUCGCAGUGGACGGUGUGCGGUAACGGCCAUCGUUUCGAAGUACUUUUCGGUUGCUGCGUUGUUAAAAAGUGAGAGUGUUUUUUUUCUUGUUGUUGUUGGUGUUGUUGGUUUGAUUGUUGGUUGUUGCGUCGGCAAUGGGCGUUUCCGGGUAGUGCGCCGUCAUCGACCGAAGAGGCCCUUUGUCCGAUGUGGUGAGUGGGGUCGGACACUCCGACCGAUUUUCAUCCUGUUGCUCCGGACGUUCUUGUCCCGCAGAUGACGCCUCUUAGACUCAAGAGGCCCAUUUAAAACCGAAAGACCAAAAACAUUAAAGGAAAAAAUGGCUAGAAGGGUAGCUAAGAACCACUACGUGGCAUCGCCAAGACACAACGAUUCACCGACACCGGUCCACGUGACAAGGAGUGCUGCCUAUUCCGACGGCGAGGACAGCCAAAGGACGCUGUCUGAAUAUACAUCAGUGCCAUACACAGUAGUGAACGAACGCAAUGGCCGCACCAGAUACCACAAUCCACCUAGGGCAGCUUCAGUCCUUAGCCGAGGAAGCGGCUAUGACAACGGAUCUGACAUCUAUGUCACCAGCGGCGCCUACAAAGCCCCUUCAGAAAUCAGUCGGGGCUCCCGCGCCCCUGCGCCCAGCCACUACUCGUACCGCAGCGGACGCAGCGGCCGAAGCGUGGGGGCGGCACCCUCCGUGGCCAGCACGACGAAAACCCGGACGUCACGCAAAGCCGGUGUGACGGUCGAAACGAUGGCCGCCCCCAAUCCCUUCUGUCCCAACAUCCGGGGCAUGUGCUGUCUGAUGUUGCUCCUCAAUCUGGCCAUCGUGCUCGUCACCCUCGGUUUCGUUAUCGUCAUACAGUUCUUCGAACCGUUAUACGUGUGGAUACUGGGCAUAAUUUUCCUGAUCUUCGGUUUCCUGACGUUGAUCGGCAGCAUAAUUUACUGCGUGAUCAUCUGCAAGGACGUCAAGUCGCCGGCUGAAGUGCAGCCGGAGGACCUGUACUGGACCCACCACUGGCAGAAGCACAUCGGCACGCCGGAGAUCCAUUACAAGGCUGAGGAAAAAUAUCCGGACGAUCGUUACAGCGAUAGGUACAGCGUUAGUAAACUGUCUGCCAAGUACGACGACCGGAAUGGUAGAUACUAAUUGGGCCGUUUACUAUCCUACUUUCAUGUGACAUUUGAUGGGUUUAAUUGAAACAUGAUUUUCUGGGUUGUACGGUUUCUCAGUGAAGGAACUAUUUUACAGACGAGUGGAAUAAUAUGUUGUGAUAACGUUAUACGUACUAAAAUUAUACAUAAUGUAUAUUUAUAUGAAUGAAAAGUUUUAAAUUUUUUACGAUGUACAUACAGUUUAUUCUUGUAGGCUUUCGACAAUGUAAUAGACUGAAAUAAUAUACAAAUAUAUUUAAAUAUAUUAUUAAUACUAAUAACAAUUAUCAUGUAUACGUGUUAAAAAAUUGUUAAUUUAACAUUUUAAAUAAAAAUAAACAAAUAUUUUGA